Molecule: messenger RNA, 1973 nt
Organism: Candoia aspera
Lineage: Eukaryota; Metazoa; Chordata; Lepidosauria; Squamata; Candoiidae
Gene: GAL3ST1
Product: galactose-3-O-sulfotransferase 1
Exons: 2
Coding region: 179-1453 (424 amino acids)
Biological process (GO): myelination; galactosylceramide biosynthetic process
Cellular component (GO): membrane
Molecular function (GO): galactosylceramide sulfotransferase activity
Source: RefSeq, a predicted model, not a curated record
GGAAAAGCCUGCAUCUGAACUCCUGAAGAGCCGCUGCCAGCCAAUUGCGGCGCCAGGAUUAAUCCAGACGGAUCAUGGCUUGAUUUUGUAUUAGGCAGCCUUCUCUGUUCUUUUACCCAGGAAUUUGUCAAAUGAAUUAACCAAUCCUUUUCUCAAUUUCUUCUUUCAGGUUAUCAUAAUGUGGCCCCAGCGGAGGAACUGGAAGUCCAUGUGUAAAGGCCUUGUCCUGGGAACACUCCUCACUAGCUUCAUGCUGGUUCUGUACUCCUAUGUUGUUCCACCCUUACAAGUUAGCAUGACAGAGAUUCCCAUCCCUUAUUCCUGCUCUUCCCACCGCACCCAGGCCUGGCAAUCAGUUUCAGGAAAUAGUAGCCAGGGCCCACCAGGACAAAAAUGUCUCCCCAAACUAGAUAUCAUGUUCAUGAAGACCCAUAAGACGGCCAGUAGCACCAUCCUCAAUAUUCUCUUUCGCUUUGGGGAGAAACACCACCUCAAGUUUGCCUUCCCCAACGGACGUAGUGAUUUCUACUACCCAUCCUUCUUUGAACGGAACCACGUGAAGGGCUAUCAGCCUGGCAUGUGCUUCAACGUCAUUGGUAAUCACAUGCGCUUUCAGUAUGAGGAAGUGCGCAAGUUGCUGCCAGCUGACACUGUCUUUGUGACCGUGCUGCGGGAUCCUGCCUACCUCUUUGAGUCUUCUUUGCAUUACUUUAGGGGCAUCAUUCCUUUGACCUGGAAGCUGUUGGGAGACGAUAAGCUGUCUGAAUUCCUGAGGGAUCCUUGGCAUUACUAUGAUCCUAAUGGGUUCAAUGCACACUACCUCCAGAAUCUCCUUUUCUUUGACUUAGGCUAUAACAACAACAUGGAUCCCAAUAGCCCCCUAGUCGAACAGUAUAUUCACGAGAUUGAUGAACAUUUCAAUUUGGUCAUGCUUUUGGAGUACUUUGAUGAAUCUUUGGUGCUUCUGAAGGACUUGUUAUGUUGGGAGCUGGAAGACAUUCUGUAUUUCAAGCUCAAUGCUCGCAAAGGCUCCGAAGUCUCCAAUCUGACAGAUGAACUCUACCAAAAAGCCACAGAUUGGAACCUCAUAGAUGCCAAACUCUACCGGUACUUCAAUGCCACUUUCUGGCAUAAAGUGGAAGUAUAUGGGAUGGCAAGGAUGGCUGAGGAUGUAGCCAGACUUAAUGAAGAGAAUGAGAAGAUGAAGAGAAUCUGCAUCGAUGGAGGCCACCCUGUGGAUGCCAGUUCUAUUCAGGAAUCUGCCAUGCAGCCAUGGCAGCCGUUGGGUAUGAAAUCCAUCUUGGGCUACAAUUUGAAAAAAAGGAUUAACAAAAAGCAUCAGAAGCUUUGCCGCAAGAUGCUUACCCCUGAGAUCCAAUACCUGACAGAACUUGGGGUCAACCUGUGGAUCACCAAGCUAUGGAGCUGGGCGCGGAUGUUUUUGGAGUGGUAAUAGGAUUAUGCUCCUUGCAAUUACCAAGCACACUUUCUCUCCACAAGAGUAAUCUGAUGCUUUUCUUUUGGUUUCUUCCCCUCCUACUUCUCUCUCAUAUUGGUUGGUCAGGCACACACUGAACUCACAUUGUGGCCUCCCACUAAUGUGAGAACUAUCUUGAGAACAAAGAGUUCCUGAUGGUGAAAAAAAGGGAGGGGAGAUGGAUGACCAGGGCUUGUGACUUAGGUGGGAAGGAGAGAAGGCUGUACCUGUGACUCACUUUUGGCCUGUGCUUUGGCAAGAAGAAAGUUGAAGCACAGGUGAAACUGAAGCAGAUGGAUCUCACGUAUUGCAAUGUGGAUUCCAGCUCUCUGAGGUUGCUCUGCUGCUUUAAUUACUUGUGAGCACAGUGCAAAACAGACCAAGAAGCUUUCACCAAUUGCAGUAUUUUGCUAUUUGGAACUUAAUUCUCUCCCCCAGCUCUCAUACUGAAACUCUUGUGGACACCAAUCGUAAGAGAAACUGCCACCCUGUUUUA